AUGGCCUCAAGGAGUGUGUUGACAUCAUCAUCAUCAAGGUCCCAACAUUCCCACCCGAACCAGCCCACGCGCACCUGCUCCUGCUCACCCAGCACGCACCCUGGUUCCUUCCGGUGCAGCAAGCACAAGAAGCCACCCCGAGCCAUGUCUCGAUCCUCGCCACGCACCCCUAACCAAUGGGACCCAUCCAUGGUUGCAAAAGCCAACUCGUUGAAGGCGGUUCUGUUGCAGAUGCUCAGGCCCUCCACCCAUGACCUUCACAAGAGGAAGAGUUUCCAACCAAGGCCAACUAGGUUUUCGCUCAUGAACGCCGACACCACCGCUGCGGUUGCCGUUAGUUGA
Molecule: messenger RNA, 342 nt
Organism: Vigna unguiculata (cowpea)
Lineage: Eukaryota; Viridiplantae; Streptophyta; Magnoliopsida; Fabales; Fabaceae
Source: RefSeq, a predicted model, not a curated record